GUCAAGAAGACCAGCCGCAUUCUGAAGGGCUUGCGCCCCAGUGAGCUCGGGGAAGUCUUUGCCUUGGCGAACGUGUCGAUGGAGGCAGCCGCGUGCCCCUACAUUGUGCGCUACUACUCCUCUUGGCUGGAGGACGGGCGGCUGCACAUUCAGACGGAGUUGUGUGACGGGUCCUUGCGGGGUCGCCUUAAGCAGCGCCAGGAUUUGCUGAACCCCAAGUUCAGCGAGCCCGAGAUUCUGGAGGUGCUGCGUCACGUUGCCUCCGGCCUGCGGGUCCUGCACGGCCUGGGCUUUGCGCACCUCGACAUCAAGCCGGACAACAUCUUGGUGAGCCGCUGCUACAAGAUCGGGGAUCUGGGUCUGGCGUCUGCCGCCAUGGGCACUGGCUGCGACGACAUCACGGAGGGCGACUGCAGGUAUCUGGCGAAGGAGGUCUUGCAAGGAGACCUUUCGGAGUUGCCCAAGGCCGACGUCUUUUCCCUUGGCCUCGUUCUCUACGAGCUGGCGACCAACCCCACGCCUCUUCCAUCCAACGGUGAGGAGUGGCAACUGCUGCGCCACGAUGCCAAGGUAAGCAUCCUGAAGCUUUCUGCCAGCAGCCAGCAGCUGAUACAAGAUAUGGUGCACUUCAGGAAGGAGCUGCGCCCGAGCUGCGAGGAGUUGCUGCAGAAGGUAGGAGUCGAGUCGGUGCAGGCCUUGGAAGAGGAGAACCGCCGCUGCCGCGCCGAGGCUUUGCGCAACAAGCAGCUGGCAGAUGAGUACUGGCAGGAGAUGCUGCAGAUGAAGAAGCAGGAGCUGCUGUCGAGCCCACAGGCGCUGGACAAGCCCGAGCUUCGGCGCAGCAGAACGUCUCACUGAGUCGGCUUGCAUGUCGCUUUGGUGGCACCUGGGGUUCACCGGCCACC
Molecule: messenger RNA, 905 nt
Organism: Effrenium voratum
Lineage: Eukaryota; Dinophyceae; Suessiales; Symbiodiniaceae
Source: the annotation of a GenBank genome assembly